Dermacentor silvarum is the source of this 627-nucleotide messenger RNA. Its product is annotated as solute carrier family 22 member 2-like. The transcript has 4 exons. The record is from RefSeq and is a predicted model, not a curated record. The coding region runs from base 1 to 627 and encodes 208 amino acids. Lineage: Eukaryota; Metazoa; Arthropoda; Arachnida; Ixodida; Ixodidae.
AUGGCCGCCGGCCCCCAUCGCAGAUUGUCGUCCACCCUGGUGUACCUGAGCGUGAUCGCGCACUUCUUGCAACGCGCCACGCACGGAGUGUUCAAGGCCAAGUAUUCGGCCACCCUGCACAUGGCUUCCGUGCUGGCAGGCGGCGCUCUCAUGGAGCGCUACGGGCGCCAGCGCACCUCGGCCGUGUGCUUCUUUAUCUCGUGCGUUGCCUGGACGCUCACCGCGUUCGUGCAGAACGCGGACGACCUCGAGUACACGGUCCUUGUUGUUCUCGGUUUGUUGGCGCAAGCCACAGCGCACUCCGUGCUGGCCGUGAUGAACGUCGAGCUGUUUCCGCAGCUCGUGUUAACCUUCGGCUACUGCUGGGGCGAGGCAUCCAGCCUGCUCGGCGCGCUCGGUUCGCCGUACAUCAUGUGGCUGGGUGGCGACGACCAGCCGUUCGUGCCGCUGGCGCUGUUCGCUCUGCUGACGCUGCUCAGCGGUGGCCUGGUGCUCACCGUGCCCGAGACGAGACGGCGGGCCGCUUACGCGGGCACCCGUGCCACAUCGCUAUUCGAGUACGCACGCAACGAGCCGUUUCCAUUUGACGAGAUGCAGCACUCGACCAUUCUAAAGGCUGACUUCUGA